Molecule: messenger RNA, 640 nt
Organism: Ixodes scapularis (black-legged tick)
Lineage: Eukaryota; Metazoa; Arthropoda; Arachnida; Ixodida; Ixodidae
Product: zinc finger protein 135
Exons: 1
Coding region: 8-640 (210 amino acids)
Biological process (GO): regulation of transcription by RNA polymerase II
Cellular component (GO): nucleus
Molecular function (GO): RNA polymerase II transcription regulatory region sequence-specific DNA binding; DNA-binding transcription factor activity, RNA polymerase II-specific
Source: RefSeq, a predicted model, not a curated record
GUGCUUGAUGUCAAUGUGCCUCGGGGUAACCACUGACGUGCCAGAGUUCAGCAUUAAAGCACCCCACUUGAUGCUGUGCAGAGGUCCCGCCUCCCACUCGUGCUCAUUCCACCUUCACCUCCCCACCCCUUCUUUUCUUCGACCAGCUGACAACAAACAAAAUGCCGAAGAAGAUGAGACCUCGACGCCGCCGAAGCUGAUCCACACCUUCCUCUGUGACGACUGCGACUACACGACCCGGAACGAGAACUUCCUGAUACGCCACCGCAGAGCCCAUGUUGAGACGAACUCGCUUCUGCAGUGCCACGUGUGCGACGAGGAGUUCCCCCAGCUGGCCCUGCUCGAAGCGCACACACCGUCGCAUCUCACCGCCAGGCCCUACAUGUGCGACGUGUGCGGCGCACGGUUCCAGAACCUCACAAACGUCAAGGACCACGUGCGCAAGCACACUAGGGAGCGGCCCUUCGCUUGCAAAGUCUGCGGCAGGACGUUUGUCUACAGGUCCAGCUGGAUAAGCCAUGCCAAGACGCACCCGGAGCAGAGGCCGUUCGCAUGUCACCUGUGCCCGGAGACGUUUCUUCUCAAGCGUUCGCUGAAGGACCAUUACAUGAAGCAGCACACAAAUAAACAGUGUCUCUAA